This is a messenger RNA of Linum tenue, 1321 nucleotides long. The record is from the annotation of a GenBank genome assembly. NCBI's taxonomy places the organism in Eukaryota, Viridiplantae, Streptophyta, Magnoliopsida, Malpighiales, Linaceae.
AAAGAGUACCCGGACUUGGGGGAUGAAGAACUGUACAGACGAGCACGAGUGGUGACUUCUGCCGUGAUAGCCAAGAUACACACCAUCGACUGGACCGUCGAGCUCCUGAAGACGGAUACACUGUUAGCCGCGAUGCGGGCAAACUGGUAUGGACUUCUGGGGAAAUGGUUCAAGGACACAUUUGGACACAUUGGAAACGAUAUACUUGGAGGUAUUGUUGGCAUGAAGAAGUCGGAGAAUCAUGGAGUUCCAUACUCGUUGACCGAGGAGUUCGUCAGCGUAUACAGAUUGCACCCGCUCUUGCCUGACGAGUUCCUCAUCAGGGACAUUUCAUCAAGUACUGAUGAUGAAGAAUCAGCAGCUUCCAAAGAGUCCCUUCCUGUGGCUGGGUUGAUAGGCUCAAAGGGAGACAAGGCUUUGUCAGAAAUUGGGUUCACUAAGCAAAUGGUGUCCAUGGGCCACCAGGCCUGUGGGGCUCUUGAGCUAUGGAACUACCCAAAUUGGCUUAGGGAGGUAGUGCCCCAAGAUCCAGAUGGCAGGGAUAGGCCCGACCUUGUGGACCUGCCAGCCCUCGAAGUUUUUAGGGAUAGGGAGCGAAAAGUUGCGAGGUACAAUGACUUUCGUAGACAGAUGUUGAUGAUACCUAUAUCGAAGUGGGGAGAUCUGACGGACGACCAAGAAGCAAUUCAAGUGCUCACUGAGGUUUAUGGUGAUCAAAUCGAAGAGCUGGAUCUUCUAAUUGGCCUCAUGGCAGAGAGAAAGAUCAAAGGGUUCGCCAUAAGCGAGACUGCAUUCUUCAUAUUCCUUAUCAUGGCUACGAGGAGGCUGGAGGCUGACAGGUUCUUCACGAGCCACUACGGCGAGGAAACAUACACAAAGAAGGGUCUUGAAUGGGUGGACACGACUGAGUCUCUUAGACAAGUGAUCGAUCGUCAUUAUCCUGAAAUGACCAAGAAAUGGAUGAACUCGGCCAGCGCAUUUAGCGUCUGGGAUGCGCCUCCACAAUCUGAAAAGCACGUUCCUCUCUAUCUUCGGAUUCCAUGAAUCACGUGACUAAUAAAGACCCUUGCUAUGCAGUCAAGGUUUUAUGUUAAUUUCAAAUCAUUUGAUGAAUAAAACUAUAUCAAUUAUCAAUGCUGUAAUGUCAAGAGUUAUGUUUGGAAUUGUUUUUUCUUCUUCUGAUUGGGGUAAUUUGGACCAGCAUACAUUAACAAUGUUGGCAGUGUUGACUUGUUCUAGUUCUUGUUGUUGACGAUUGGAUUGGUGAAAAAACAGAGGAUUGUGUCUGAUAAAUAAACAAGAAUCUCGACCAUUAUUCUAC